This is a messenger RNA of Cervus elaphus (red deer), 936 nucleotides long. RefSeq names its product olfactory receptor 5W2-like. Gene Ontology annotation, biological process: G protein-coupled receptor signaling pathway; sensory perception of smell. Gene Ontology annotation, molecular function: G protein-coupled receptor activity; odorant binding; olfactory receptor activity. NCBI's taxonomy places the organism in Eukaryota, Metazoa, Chordata, Mammalia, Artiodactyla, Cervidae. The transcript has a single exon. Gene Ontology annotation, cellular component: membrane. Bases 7 to 936 code for a protein of 309 amino acids. The record is from RefSeq and is a predicted model, not a curated record.
AGAAGAAUGGACACGGGGAAUUGCUCCUCCUUAACCGAAUUCAUUUUCUUGGGAAUUACGGAUAACACUGAGAACAAAGUGAUUCUAUUUACCGUGUUUCUCCUUGUUUAUCUCGUUACUCUUCUGGCAAAUCUCGGAAUGAUAACCCUGAUUCGGACGGAUCCCCAGCUGCACACACCCAUGUACUUCUUCCUCAGCCACCUCUCCUUCUGUGACCUCAGCAUUUCCACAGCCGUCGGCCCCAAGAUGCUCGUGGACAUAUUUGCUAAGAACAGAUCGAUUCCCUUCUAUGGCUGUGCCCUGCAAUUACUGGUGCUCUAUACCUUUAUAGACUGUGAGUGUCUCCUGCUGGCAGUGAUGGCCUAUGACCGGUACAAGGCCGUCAGCAGCCCCUUGCUCUAUGCGGUCAGCAUGUCCAGCAGGCUGUGCUCCCUGCUCAUGGCGGGGGUUUACCUGGUGAGCGUAGCAGAGACUUUGAUACACAUGACAUUAGCCUUCCGCUUGUGUUUCUGUGGGUCAAAUGAGAUUAAUCACUUUUUUUGUGAUGUUGCUCCUCUUCUAUUGCUAUCUUGCUCAGAUACACAGGUCAAUGAGUUACUGAUAUUUACUGCUUUUGGCUUCAUUGAACUGAGUACAAUUUCAGGAGUUCUUGUCUCUUAUUGUUAUAUUAUCCUAUCAGUCUUGAAGAUCCACUCUGCCAAAGGGGGAAUCAAAGCUUUCUCUACCUGCAUCUCUCACCUAACCUCUGUGGCAAUUUUCCAGGGAACAAUGCUCUUCAUGUAUUUCAGGUCAAGUUCUUCCUACUCUCUAGAUGAAGACAAAAUGACCUCUUUGUUUUACACCCUUGUGAUUCCCAUGUUAAACCCUCUGAUUUACAGCCUAAGGAAUAAGGAUGUGAAACAAACCCUGAAAAAAUUGAAGAAUAAGUGGUUUUAA